This is a messenger RNA of Perognathus longimembris pacificus (Pacific pocket mouse), 438 nucleotides long. It is a transcript of the gene Ccl22, whose product is annotated as C-C motif chemokine ligand 22. The record is from RefSeq and is a predicted model, not a curated record. The coding region runs from base 19 to 297 and encodes 92 amino acids. NCBI's taxonomy places the organism in Eukaryota, Metazoa, Chordata, Mammalia, Rodentia, Heteromyidae. Gene Ontology annotation, cellular component: extracellular region. Gene Ontology annotation, biological process: positive regulation of GTPase activity; lymphocyte chemotaxis; positive regulation of ERK1 and ERK2 cascade. The transcript is spliced from 3 exons. Gene Ontology annotation, molecular function: chemokine activity; CCR chemokine receptor binding.
CUUGGGCCUGGGCAGAGCAUGGCCAGCCUGCAAGCCCUAUACCUGGCAGCCCUGCUCCUGCUUUUGGUGGCAUUUCAAGCAAGUGAUACAGCCCCCUAUGGUACCAACGUGGAGGACAGCAUCUGCUGCCGGGACUACAUCCACCGCAGCCUGCCCCUGUCUGUGAUAAGGCGUGUCUACUGGACCUCGGACUCCUGCCACAGGCCUGGUGUCGUCUUGGAAACCCUCAGGGGCCUGGAGAUCUGUGCCAAUCCCAGAAUGCCUUGGGUGAAGAAGAUACUCCGGAGGUUGGGCUAAGGACCAGGGGCUCUGAUGACCUUAACCUCGGCUGUUCCGGGAAGGCUCACCAUGCCCUGCCUCUCUGCCAUCCCAGCAUCUACCAAGCUUCUCUGCAUUCCAUCCCUGCAUGUGGUACCUCCAGCCAGGCCUCCCACCCAC